AUGGCUGCCGCCAUCCGAGCCCCGAGUAGUGGUCCCUGGCCAGUCCAGAACAGGAAAGCCAUCCUUCGUGGGACCAAACGUGCCUGGACCCCGACCCCUCUGCAGGAAGAAGGGCAGCGGGGCUCCAAUUCCGAGUCAGACAACAUCAAGCGGGACAGUAUUCGGAAGUGGCUGGACUCUGGUUUUUUUUCAUCUGCAAAUGAAGAUUUAUCAGAAGCCACUGACCAAACUGGUGAGUCAAUCAAUCAAUCAAUCAAUCAAUCUGACACCAAUUUGCUUUUGUUUACAGUUUCCCUGAGUGAGCAAGAAAUACUUCAGGGGACAGCGAAAGGACAGUGGAGUAUAUCCAAAUGGCUGGAACUUUGGCAGAAAGACCCUGAGGAGAUUCUCCUGAACCUGGGGUUUGGGGCUGACGAGCCAGACAUCUGCACUAGAAUCCCCAUCCGCUUCCUCCGCUGCCACUCCUCCGCCAGGGGGAUUAACAUGCGGGUCUUCCUGGAGGCGCAAAAGAUGCGCUUUGACAUCGAGAGUCCUGACUUGUGUGAACGCUUUCUCCAACUGGACAUCCUCGAUCACGUGACGAGCGUCUUCUCCUCUCUGCUGAAUGACACCAGCGCUCCAGGCCAAGAGGAGGCUGAGGGGGAAGAGGAGCAGCGGAGGGUCCAAGAAGCCCCACACAAGGGGCGGAGACGGACUGGCCAGGUUUUGAGGAGGGUUUCCAACCGCCUGAAUCAGCUAGCCCUCAACCAGGGGCCCCCGGAGUCCCCUACAGGACGCCAGGAUGGGGCCAGCUUUUCUGGCCGCCACCUUUUGGCAUCUCUAGCAGAGAAACGCUGUCCCACGGUGAUGGAGGAGGUCGGGGAUGGAGGAGCCUGGAGCAGGACCAACCCAGGGCCUCUUGUCCCGGUGCCGUCACCGCCGCCCAACACCCCCGGCAGGCCCGAGGCAACACCCCAAGGUCAGGCCAUGAAGGAGCCUGAUCUUCCUCUGCCGCAUGCCCUACGGACCACUUCCCGCCAUGGAUCGAAGCCCCCGGACUCUUUUGAAAUGGAAGAGAUCCAGAGCUUUGAGGAGGAAACUGGGAUCUCUCCGGACUUCUUUUCAGGGGCAGCAGGGUCCGGAGUGACAAGAGCCUGCAGCUGCCAAUCGGACAGCAGCGGUUUUCAGGAGGAGCCUCUGGAGACCUUCUUACUGCGGAACCCAUCAGCAUUGGGCCGCAGGAAUCUCGGUUGCAGCGACGGCCAGAAACUGGCAGCUCCAUCCCCUGACUCUGAAGAGCCCCGAGCUGUCUCACAAGUGGCUGGGGACCCCUCCCCAAGCACAGCCCCUGGACCCCCCCGGGACAAGAGGGGCUCUCCCCCUCCAAGCUCGGGCCUGAGAGUCUGGGAAGAGAAGAGCAUCCAUUUACCAGAGCAGGGUGAGGAAAAUCCUCUGGCUUGUCCAGCCCGGGUUGGAACCCUGGCUGGAUGUGUCCAAGAUGGCCACCCUGACAUCAAGGAAAAGCCGGGAUUUCAGCUCCUUCCACGCCAAGUCAUGGAUCAAAAGGAUGAGGGAGGCCUAGUCAUCUCCCAUUAUGACUGCUUCCUCGGGUUUACCGUGGCCCGGGUGAUCGGAGUGAAGGAGGAAUACCCUCCCCCAAAGGAAGAAGGGAAAUCGAGCCCGACCCAUCUUCCCCAGAAGAAUCCAGGAAGUUGGAUGGGCAAUGUUCAGGGCAAGGUGAUCCCUGGCCAAGAAGUCCACUCUCGGCCCGUCUCUGACAUCCUCCUCGGUCUCAAAAAUCCCCCGCCGGCAUCCCCCCUAAAGGCAGCUGGGCCGGGGAACCCAUGGCAGACUUUUGCCUCUCUCACUGGGGCCAUUCAGACACCAGAAGGGCCCCCCAGAAACCCAGGAACGACCGCUUUGAGCAAGCCCCAUCUCCCCAAGCCCGAGAUUGGGGCCUUCGUCCCAGACCCCGACCCAGCCCUGACCCCCCUCAGGUCAGUGACGAUCCAGAUGCCGUCCAGCUUGGCAUCGAGCAUUCACAACAGACUCCGGCGUUCAGAGAGGGCGCCGGGCCCAGCCAUGGGAGGUCGAGGGACAGGAAGCCCCACAGAGGCCAGAGACAAGGCGACGCAAACAGAGAUGCACGUGUCCAGCGGGGCCAGCUGUCCGAACUCCAAGCCCCACCAUCUCCCCAGAUCCAUCUCCCUGGACAGUGGCACCCCUGGGAUGACUUCUGGUUUCUCAUGCCCAGUCCUGGGGGCCCGGCAGGGCUACAGGAAUCACUGCCACCGCCACCACGGUCCUAUGGCCUGGCUGGGCCCCGAGGCUCCUUGUUACCCGGGCCACCGGUGCCUUGGCUGUGCCCACCUGGAAAUGCAGCUUGUGGAAUCGUUGCGCAUCCUGAAGGAGACUGCAGUGCCAGAGAUCUCUCCGGACAUGGCAGUGAUGAAGAACUUGUGUCAGACUUUCCGGGAAAAGCUGGAUGAAGCUGACCAGCACUUUACCCUCCAACAAGCCAUCUUUACCGGGGCCAUGGAAGAUGAAGCAAGGGAGGAGUGGCAGUACUUGCAGGCCCUUCGCCAGGCCGUGCGGCAGGAGGUGGCAGAACUGGAGUUCCAGCUGAACAAUCGGGCCCGGCUCACCCGCGAUGGGAUCCUGAUGCAGCUUGAACAACUCCUAGAGGAACAAUCCCGACUCUUAGCCAGCCUCCACCUCCCCGACUGGAGAGAAGAAAGCGAGACGCAGAUUCGGGCUCCUCCGUCAGAAAUCCCUGGGAAGCAGCCAGGGCCCUCAGGGUCACCGAACCCAGCUUCUGAUCACGAGGGACGAGGCGUAGAGGAGCCGGCUCACCCAUCCCCUGAGGCAGGGCCAAGACCACGUCUGUCACCUGACCCAUGGGGACCACACUCCCGUGGGCAGGAAGUCAGCGGCCAUGUCCAGAGAGGGAAAGGAUUCCUACAGUCACCUGCACAAGGUGAGGAAAACGUUCAGGAGUCUGUUUGGUCAUGAGGCAAAUGAAGGAG
Messenger RNA from Tachyglossus aculeatus (Australian echidna), 3005 nucleotides. RefSeq names its product ITPR interacting domain containing 1 (gene ITPRID1). Gene Ontology annotation, molecular function: signaling receptor binding. The record is from RefSeq and is a predicted model, not a curated record. The coding region runs from base 1 to 2991 and encodes 996 amino acids. The transcript has 13 exons. NCBI's taxonomy places the organism in Eukaryota, Metazoa, Chordata, Mammalia, Monotremata, Tachyglossidae.